AUGCGCGCUCAACUCGCCCUUUCGAUAUCUCUCGUCGUGCUCUUCGCUUCAGUGGUUGCGCAGGGUGGGAGGGAGAGCGAUGUCGUUGUGUGAGUAGACACUGAUGCGCUCCAUGCCUCGACUAGACACUGUCAAGAGCGCUCCAUCGCUGAGCACGGUGACUUCACAUCCCUUACCACGUCAGGGUGGGCCCUCUCGGCUCGACAGCCGGAGGCACGAUGAUCACCAUUGGGCCUUCCAUAGGACCGACAGAUGGGAGUACUUACACCUACACCAGUCCAACGAGACCGGCCAUCUUCUCAAACACUGUCGCCACAAGCAGUCAGCCAGCGUCAACUUCUACUUCGACUGCGAUCUCAACCACCCCCAAUUCUACCUUCAGUGCUUCCAGCACAAUUUCCUCCACCCCGAGCUCCAUCACCUCGCUCACUCCGACUUCGAGCAGCAUAGCUAGUGUUCCAUCCGCCUCUGCCUCCCGCACCCCUGACGCUGCUCACAAGGGCUUGCCACUCAACACCGGCUUAUCGGCCCCGAUGGCCGUCGCUCUUCUGUUCGGAUCUCUUGUCGCGCUGUGA
Molecule: messenger RNA, 575 nt
Organism: Ceraceosorus bombacis
Lineage: Eukaryota; Fungi; Basidiomycota; Exobasidiomycetes; Ceraceosorales; Ceraceosoraceae
Source: the annotation of a GenBank genome assembly